Vollenhovia emeryi is the source of this 2411-nucleotide messenger RNA. RefSeq names its product cytochrome P450 9e2-like. The record is from RefSeq and is a predicted model, not a curated record. Gene Ontology annotation, molecular function: heme binding; oxidoreductase activity, acting on paired donors, with incorporation or reduction of molecular oxygen; monooxygenase activity. Bases 56 to 1591 code for a protein of 511 amino acids. The transcript has 2 exons. NCBI's taxonomy places the organism in Eukaryota, Metazoa, Arthropoda, Insecta, Hymenoptera, Formicidae.
AGAGGCAUAUCUUUUAGUCGGUUACACUGUUACUGUGUUAUUUCAUAAUAGCACGAUGGUUGCUACCUUUGUGCUAUUACUGACUGCCUUAGGCGCCAUCGGCGUUCUGAAAAUUGUCUCUAUGAUGCAUCGGACGUAUUUUUACUGGAGGAAUAAGGGUAUACCUUAUCUGCCAAAAUCAUUACCAUCUUUAAUAGUGUCUUGGAAAUUGCUUUUGGGCAAAAUUUCUUUCGCUGAUUAUAACCAAUACAUAUACAAUUACUUCCCAAAUGCUAAAUAUUUUGGAACCUACAAUUUUGGCGUUCCUACCAUACUUAUACGUGAUCCCGAACUGAUUAAAGACGUAAUGGUGAAGGAUUUCGAACACUUCCCGGAUCAUCUCAGUUUCGUUGAUGAAAACAUAAAUCCGCUGGCUGGCAAGAACAUCUUUGCCUUGCGCGGAGACCGUUGGAGAGACAUGAGGAAUACGCUGAGCCCCUGUUUCACGGCCAGCAAAAUGAAAUUCAUGUUCGAACUAAUAUCGAAGUGCUCUCAAGAUUUCGUCAGUUAUCUGGUCGAUCAUCCAGAGCUCUGUCAUGCGAUUGAAACGAAAGAAGCUUUUAGACGAUACACCAAUGACGUAAUUGCUACGGCAGCCUUUGGCAUAAGUGUGAAUUCCAUGAAGGAUCGGGACAAUGAAUUCUACACAAGAGGAAUAGAGGCUACCACUUUUUCCAAUGGACCGUUAACGUCCGUUAAGGUUUUAAUAUUAAGCGCGACUCCAUGGCUCUUUAAAUUAAUGGGCUUAUCACUUUUCCCGCUGGGCCUGUGCAAAUUUUUCAAGAAGGUCGUUGGGGAAACGAUUAAAGCGCGAGAAGAGCAAGAUAUCGUCCGACCGGAUAUGAUUCAUUUGCUAAUGCAGGCUCGAGACAAGGAUAAUGCCAGUGUACCGAAAAUGACAUUAGACGACAUCGUUUCGCAAGCAUUCACGUUUUUCUUCGCUGGCUUCGACACUUCGUCGACAUUGAUGUGUUUCCUUGCUCACGAACUGGCGGUUAAUCGAGAGGUUCAGGAUCGUCUACGCGAAGAAGUACAGCAACAUCUUAUCGAAGGCAACGGAGAGAUUUCUUACGAAGCGCUGUCCAAGAUGUCUUACAUGGAUAUGGUGGUUUCCGAGACUCUCAGAAAAUAUCCACCGGCGGUCGCUACGGACAGACUUUGCUCGAAGAGAUAUGAGCUCCCUCCGUCGCAGCCAGGCUGCAAAAAUAUAAUCGUCGAACCUGACUAUACACUGAUUAUUCCCAUUUAUUCUUUACAUCGCGAUCCGAAAUAUUUUCCGAAUCCGGAUAAAUUCGAUCCCGAAAGAUUCAGCGAGGAAAACAAGGAUAACAUUUUACCAUACACUUAUCUGCCAUUCGGUCACGGGCCUAGAAAGUGUAUCGGCAAUCGAUUCGCUCUUAUGGAAACGAAGAUCCUGAUAGCCCAUCUUUUACAAAGAUUUACUUUGAGGACCGUAGAAAAAACCAUGGAACCAGUUAUAUAUUCCAAGAAGGAAUUUACUUUAAAACCUGUUGGCGGAUUCUGGAUUGGUCUGGAGAAGACAGAAACGUGAAAAAUCGAGUGCAAAGAACACAAUUCUACGAUAUACUUAUAUUUGUAAAAAUAUUAUCGCGUGUUUAACUUUAAAUAUUCCAUUUGUUUGAAAAACACUUGAAGAACACAAUAGAAUUAUUUGCAAUCUGCGUAUUGCUUUAUCUUUGACUGCACAAUCAACAUGAUUAACUUUUUACUGGUAAAAAAUGAAGAAACCGAUAGAUAUUGCUACUUAUCUAGAUUGACGAUUCUAUUUCGUAUAUACAUCAUUUUUAAUGACUAACGUAAAUUCCACUUGUCAACCAGUGACAUGGUAGAAUAGAAUUUAUAUGUUUAAUUCUUUAUACAUCACACAUUAAGAUCACACAUUUUGUCGUGCGGAUAGUAUAACAUUUGUUUAUUUUAGACACAGUAUUUUUUAUACAAUAUAAUAUAUUAAAUACAUAAAGUGAAUCAAAAUGGAAAGCGAUGAAAACGUACAUCAAUUAGAAAAUGCCACUUAUUGGUCAGAUAUACUUUGUAGCCUAAUAAUAUUAUAUGGAUUUUUGUAAGUUCCUUUCUAACUCAGUAAAUUACUUUCCGAUUACUUAUAUUUCCGAUAACUAAUAUUCUGACAACUUUACAUCAUUUUCGUUUUUCAAUUCAGGUUACUUUAAAUAAUUCACACCUUUUAUAAUCAGUUGAAAAAUAAAGCAUUUGACGUACAUUUUUUGGCAAUGUAUAGUAAUAUCAACAAAUGAUGCAAAUACACCAAUAUAACAAAUGACGUAAUACACGUAUUAUGCGUAUUAUAUGCAUCUUUAUAUUUAAAAAAUAUAAUUUAAAGUUUUUCAACUUUA